This is a messenger RNA of Coniosporium apollinis CBS 100218, 1791 nucleotides long. Its product is annotated as purine permease. Gene Ontology annotation, molecular function: xanthine transmembrane transporter activity. The coding region runs from base 1 to 1791 and encodes 596 amino acids. Lineage: Eukaryota; Fungi; Ascomycota; Dothideomycetes. Gene Ontology annotation, cellular component: fungal-type vacuole; membrane. The record is from RefSeq and is a predicted model, not a curated record. Gene Ontology annotation, biological process: xanthine transport; transmembrane transport. The transcript is spliced from 3 exons.
AUGGACGGACCAGAUCAGAUUGGACCCGAUACGCGGCCAAAGCAGAGCUGGGGAGACAGGGGCCGCCGCAUUGCCAAAGCACUCACCACGAGGGAUGGACUCAUUGGGAAUUACGACUAUGCCUUUCUCUUCAAGCCGAAUCUUCCAUUCAUGAAGAAAGAGCGCAGAGCAGCGCCGUUCUUCGGACUGCACGAUAAGAUGCCACUCUUUCUCGCCCUACUCCUCGGUUUCCAGCACGCGUUGUCCAUGUUGGCGGGUGUUAUUACACCUCCCAUCAUCCUUUCCGGCUCGGCUGGCGCAAAUCUAGGCACAGACGUAUCCCAGUACCUGGUGUCGACCUCCUUGAUUGUCUGCGGUAUCCUAUCUUCCAUCCAAAUCACCCGGUUCCACAUCUAUAAGACCCCCUACUACGUCGGAACCGGCCUCAUUAGCGUCGUCGGCACCUCCUUCGCAACAAUUCCCGUCGCGACCGGUGCGCUCACCCAGAUGUACCAAACAGGCUUCUGCCCCUCCGACGCAGACGGCAACCCUCUCCCCUGCCCGGACGGCUACGGCGCCAUCCUCGGCACAGCCUGCUGCUGCGCCCUCUUCGAAGUCCUCAUGUCCUUCACCUCCCCGAAGUACCUCAAGAAAUUCUUUCCCCCGCUCGUCACCGGCCCCACCGUCAUGCUGAUCGGGAUCAAGCUGAUCGCAUCCGGCUUCUCCAACUGGGCCGGCGGCAGCGGGAACUGUUCCGCACGCCCUGCAACGGGCAUUUUCCGGCUGUGCCCGACCAUCAACGCGCCACGCCCUCUCCCCUGGGGCAGCGCGGAGUUCAUCGGCCUAGGCUUCCUCGUCUUCCUCACCAUCAUCCUGUGCGAGCGCUUCGGAAGCCCGAUCAUGAAAUCGUGCGCUGUUGUCGUCGGGCUCCUCGUCGGCUGCAUCGUCGCAGGCGCAUGCGGCUACUUCGACGACACGGGCAUCCGCAACGCGCGGCCUGUCAGCUUCAUCUGGGUCGAGACGUUCCGGCUCUCUGUGUAUGGCCCCAUUGUUCUCCCGCUGCUGGCCGUCUACAUCGUGCUGGCCAUGGAGGCGAUUGGGGAUAUCACGGCGACCUGCGAUGUCUCGCGCCUCGAGGUCGACGGCGCGCUCUUCGACUCCCGCAUCCAGGGCGGCGUCCUGGCGGACGGCCUGAACGGAAUCUUCGCAGGCCUCGCGACUAUCACGCCCAUGAGCACAUUCGCGCAGAACAACGGCGUUAUUGCGCUGACGAGAUGCGCGAACCGCAAGGCGGGGUAUGCGUGCUGCUUUUGGCUCAUCGUUAUGGGCAUCUUCUCGAAGUUCGCUGCGGCUCUUGUCGCGAUUCCCAGCGCGGUGUUGGGCGGAAUGACGACGUUUUUGUUCUCGGCUGUUGCUGUGUCCGGUAUCCGCAUCAUCUCGACUGUGCCGUUUACAAGGCGUAAUCGGUUCAUCUUGACCGCGGGUUUGGCGAUCGGGUAUGGUGCCACUUUGGUCCCGACCUGGUUCUCCUACGCCUUCACCUACGAAGGCGACAACCGCGCCCUCCUCGGCUUCUUCAACGCCAUCGAGCUGGUCAUGGAGACCGGGUUCGCGGUGACGGCCUUCCUAACGCUUAUCCUCAACCUUGUGCUUGAGGAGGAGGUCGCGGAUGAGGAGACGCCCGAGCUCACGGCGAAUGAUGUCGACAAUCCUAAGGAUCGCGAGGAGUGGGAUCGUAUCAAGGGCAAGGAGGAUCUGGAGCAUAGGGCGAGUUCCAGCGAGGGGGAGAUCGGGGUGCAGAAGGCGCAAUAG